Symbiodinium sp. CCMP2592 is the source of this 3171-nucleotide messenger RNA. NCBI's taxonomy places the organism in Eukaryota, Dinophyceae, Suessiales, Symbiodiniaceae. The record is from the annotation of a GenBank genome assembly.
AUGAGCGUCACGGCUAUCAGCGACGACCGAUUUGCAGUCAUCAGGAAGAACACAUCUCAAGAUACCGAAAGCUUCGGCUUUGCGAUGCUGACCAGCACCUUGAUCGGUAUCAGCAGCUGUGUGGCCUUCUACUUCUUGCGGCAGCGGUAUCCGAUGGUCUACGAGGGCAGCACCUCGUCAAAGGGCGAGCUGCGGGCUCAAGCUUUCGGCUUCUUCGGGUGGCUUCGAACCAGUGUCUCCUACAGGUUUGACGACGUCAUUGAUGACGUUGGAAUGGACCAAAUCAUGCUGCUGGAGUUUACCCAUCUCAGCAUGAAGGUGAUGUUUGGCAUCGGCAUUCCGGCUCUGAUGGUGCUGGCGCCCCUGCACGCGCGCUCCGGCGGCGCGAACGACGACCUCAGCCGGAUCGGUUUGAGCAAUCUUGAUGCAGAGACCUGGAUACUUUGGGUCCAUGCCGCGUUCGUGUGGUAUGUGGUGCUGCUUGUGCUUUGCCUGGUGUACCGCGUGCAGCAUCGAAAGUUCCGGCCCAGACGGAGUCGCUGGCUCUCCAAUAUGCCAGAGGCAAGAGCCACCACACGGCUGGUGGAAGGCAUCCCCGAGCAACUCCGCACCGACGCUGCCAUGGCCAGGUUCUUCGAUCAGAUCUUCGGGCAGCCUGUGGUCGAGGACGUCGUCUUCGUGCGGGACACGUCCUCGCUGCUGCCGCUCAUCGAGGCGCGAGACAUGCUGUCGGAAGAGCUGGCGCAGGUUGGUUUGCAAUGUGCUGCCUCACACGAAGCUCGCGAGGCACCAUCGCCUCGACGACUGCAGACCUUGGAGAGGCGAUACAACCGGGCGUCGGCUGCAGCGGAGGAGAUGGCCACCAGAGUGUACAGUUGCCAGUCCUUCGCGAGCGAUGCGGCUUUUGUAACCUUCCGCGAUCGCCGCCAUGCCGAGUUUGCGAGGGGUCUGCGAUACAGUGAAAGUCGCGGCCACUUCGCGGUCUCCUUGGCCCCGGAGCCUUUCGAUGUGCACUUCGCCUCAUUCACUCGUUCGUCGGCCAGUGUAGAAAAAGGCAGUGCGCUCGUUGGGCGCUUGCUAGUGGCUUGCGUGUUUUUCUUUUUCCUGCCGGUCGUGAUUGGCAUUUCGUCCUUGCUGAGCGUGGAUUCCCUGACACACCUGGUGCCGAAGCUCGAGGUGUGGUCCAGGGAGUACCAGUACAUUACCACAGCAUGGGAAGCUCUGUUGGGCACAAGCCUCCUCUCCAUGCUGAUGGACCUUGUGCCCUGGGUGCUCUCGGAGGUGUUUUCAAGGUUUUAUCGCCUACGGUCUGGUUCAAAAGGCCAGCACAAGAUCCAGCGGUGGUACUUCUUCUUCCUCGUGGUGUUCGUCCUGCUCGUCACAGCCGUUGGCACCUCACUCUUCGAAGCGGCAGCGCGCUUGGCACAAGAACCGCUGAAGGUCUGGUAUUUGCUUGCAGACCAGCUUCCCGACUCCACGAAUUUCUACCUCCGGUAUGCCGUUCUUCUGUGGAGCACUCCCUUCUUUGACCUUGUUCGCUGCUUUCCACUACUUUAUUUCUGGAAGGCCUUGCAGGCGGGUGAGCCUCCGGAAAUUGCCAAAGAGCUUUCCGAGCCAGAGGACCAAACGUUUCACGGCGUCGGCGCGCGGAGUGCGCGCUGGUCGCUGCACAUGGUGCUGGGUCUGACCCUAUGCAGCUUGCAGCCAUUCAUUCCUGUGAUUCUGGCGGUUGGCUUUGCCUUCCGCCGACUGGUGUUCGGGUACCUGAUUGUCUUCGUGGAGACAAAGAAGUCCGACUCUGGGGGCCAGCUUUGGAGAGCCCAAAUGCAGCACACCCAGAUGGGACUGGUCAUCUACAUCCUCGUGAUGACCCUGAUCCUCUUGGAUCGAGAAGAGUCCAUGGUGGCUGCCAUCUUCGCCGGUAGCAGCGGCUCCCUCGUGGCACUGUACUGGUAUUGGUGGCCAUCGCUGCUUGAUCUAACUUCCCUGCCCGUGCAACAGGCUGAGUUGAAGCCGACUUGCCUGGGACACGGCGAGGACGAGGCAGCAGGGCCCGAGGCUGAACAGAGCUUCUCACCUUACCUUCAACCGGAGCUGCGCGUGACGCUCCCGGUGACAGCUUUGAUUCGGCAGGACUCAACCAUAUGGGACGAGUCGGACAACUUUGAAGCAGCUGCGGAUGCUGGAAGUGCCCAACCUCCAGGUGCUGUCGUCGAUCGGGGGCAUCUGGCCAACAUGCUCUAUGCCGGUUUUCGGCUGAGCAUUUAUUGUUGUACGUGGAAUGUAGUUGUUAUCAAGAGCGCGAUUGACACCUUGACUGAGGGCUCUCAGGAACUUUACUUUCGGAUUCUGAAUUUCCUGGCGGGGGGGGGUGGUGGGCCAUGGGGGUGCCGGCGGGACUGCUUGCGGCUCGACUUUGCCGGGGACUGCUUGUCGAAGAUCGACGCGGUAAAGUCUGCGAUUCCCGGGGCGCACAAUCUCAUGACGGCUCUGCUGUUGUUCUUCGCAGUGAAUCUGCUGGUGGCGGCAGUGCCGGAAAGCGUGCACUUCGAGCUGCCAGAGAAUCUGAAGGUCCUGGACCCGGAUCAUAAUGGUAUCCUCACGGGCACGGAGAUGGGGAUCGUGGUUCGGACAUUGUCGAUCAAGCUGCUGCGAGUGCUAUGUUACUUAGAGACCGGCCUUUUCGCUUUGAUGGCUAUUGCGAAGCCGAAAUCGCACGAGGCGACUAACAACGAUGUUAUAGACCAAUAUUGGAGGAGUGUUGAUCGUAAAGUGAUGAAGCCCGUGAUAAUCAGCAUUCUCCUGCAUGCCGUGAUCCUCCUGUACACGGCUUCUGGAGUUCUGCGGACGCUGGGCUUAGCCCCGAGGAGCAUCCUGGCACUGGGCGGGGUGAGCGGCCUUGCCUUCGGCCUCGCCGCACAAAAUCUGGUUGGAAACUUCAUGUCAGGCCUUCUGCUGGUUUUGAACCGCCAAUUCACCGUGGGCGAUUUCAUCGAGACCAAUGGUAUCCAAGGCAAGGUUCUCGCGAUGGGCUGGACGUUCAUUGAGAUCCAGCGGGGGGAGGAUCUGGUCAUGCUGCCCAACUCAGAGGUCGUCGGGACAACGGUGGUCCAAAUCGGACGCUUCUCUAGCGCUGGAGGAGACGCUUCUUCCGAGUCAACAAAGGCUUGA